AUGGCUGAUGAGCAGAGGGACUUAGUUGUACCUGAUCCCCUCCCUCUCAACUCACACUUCGCCCCCACAGCGUACACUACGCCAUCAUGUGUACGACUACCCACGAUCACGGCUAACAACUAUAAGAUUAAGCACGGGAAUGCCAAACAUUGGCUUAGUACUUUGCCAGGCAAUUCUAUAACAUCUUGGGCGCAAAUGAGUGUGGCAUUUUUUAAGAAAUUCUUCCCCAGAGGAAAAACACUCAGACUUCGACAGGAGAUUACCACUUUUCAACAAGCUGAGAAUGAACAGUUCGAUGAGGCUUGGGAGAGAUAUGGGGAUCUCAUUCUUAAGUGUCCGCACCAUGACAUACCUGAGUGGCAAUUAGUACAAAGUUUUUAUUCUGGGCUGCUUCUACCACAUCAUGUGAUGGUUGAUGCCUCAUGUGGAGGCUCUGUGAUGGUUAAGAAUGAAGAGGAUGCCUGGCAGUUGUUCGAAACUAUGAGCAAAGGGUCCCUACAAAAUGUUUCUUUUGAGAGGAGAGGUAAGUCAAUCACUGCUGGUUCUGAUAAGCCACGAGGUAUGAACGAGAUUAAACCAUCUCAUGACCUCCAUUCUAAAGUAGAAAUAUUGACUGAAAAGGUUGAAAAGCUUCUUUGCAUGGGACAUGCCACCCCACAGCCUCCACCUUAUCAGGGGGCAUGUUCUUUAUGUGCUAGUCUGGCCCAUUUCAUUACUGAUUGUCCUGCAGCCCCACAAUUCCCCAUUUUUGUGGAGGAGCAAGUUAACACUGCACAAGGGUACUCUAAUGCACGAGGUUUCUCCCAACCAGGUAAUGAUCCAUAUUCUAGUACUUACAACCUAGGAUGGAGCAAACACCCCAACUUCUCAUGGAAAUCACAAGAGCAGGGCAGCUCCUCUGCUCAGUAG
Molecule: messenger RNA, 909 nt
Organism: Rhododendron vialii
Lineage: Eukaryota; Viridiplantae; Streptophyta; Magnoliopsida; Ericales; Ericaceae
Exons: 2
Coding region: 1-909 (302 amino acids)
Source: RefSeq, a predicted model, not a curated record